GUUAUUCUUCCAGAAAGAUCUCUUCGUGUUUAACCGACACAGGAGUAGAAACACGAGGGAAUAGACACAGACCCCUCAUAAGCCAUAUCGAGAUGUUGCUCGUGACACUGUUCUCAGUGAUUCAGCUAUCGAUGCCUUCUUGGACACGAGCUGACGAUGACUGGUUUUCUCUUUGGGACUCGCCUUAUAAAA
Molecule: messenger RNA, 192 nt
Organism: Candidula unifasciata
Lineage: Eukaryota; Metazoa; Mollusca; Gastropoda; Stylommatophora; Geomitridae
Source: the annotation of a GenBank genome assembly